AUGUCAUCGAAAUCUAUAUUGGAACAGGGAAACCAGCAAUCACAGCCACAAUAUGUUUGUAUAAAAUGUAAUAAGCAGAUUCAAUCAGGAAAUUUUUAUACUAUUAAUAAUUUUCAUUACCAUAAUGAUUGUUUCCAUUGUUUUAAAUGUCAAAAAAUGUUAGCACCUCAUGCUACCGCUGAUAGCAAUGAUAAAUUGUUAGUUUUAGAAAAUGGCACAUUAAUUUGUUCAGAUUGUUCAGAUUCUUGUAAAAGGUGUGGUAAAAAGAUUUAUGAUUUAGCUAUUAUAUUAUCAAAUAAUGAGGCAUAUUGUCCUGAAUGUUUCAGAUGUACAAAAUGUGAUAAAGAAAUUACUGAUCUUAAAUAUGCAAAGACUAAGAAUGGUAUAUUUUGCGUAGAUUGUCAUCAAAUUUUAUUACAAAAGAGGCGACUCACAAAGGAAAAAUUAUUGAAUAAACAGAAAAAUGAUAGUACUAUUGAUAGUAUAGAGAUACCUAUACGGUCACCAAGCCGUAAUAAGAAUCGCGAUAAUCCAAUAUAUAGUAAAAUUCCAAAUACUUUACCUAAAUUAGUACCAAAGACUUCUUCUCCUUCAUCAUCUUCAGUAUCGAUAAUAUCGUCGAUGGUUAGUGCUCAAUCUAUUACAAGUAAUAGAACUACAAAUUCUACAGCCGAUGGGUUUUCGUUAAAGGAACAAACAAGUUUGAAAAAACCUCCAACUUUAGUUAAAGAUCAAACAUUUUCCACUUUGAAAGGUGUACCGUCAACUUAUGAAGAUGCUGAAAGUAAACAAUCUACCGAAUAUUUGGAUUUAGAGAGUAAAGCUGGUCAUACCCGUAAUGUCUCCAUUGACGAUAUGUUAAAUGCAACACUCGACCAUGAUGAAGAGUUUAAAGAUUCAGACGAAAAUGAAGAUCAUGAUAGUAUUGAUGAGGAUGAGGAUGAGGGUGAACAAGAUGCCACUGAUAGAAGUUUCCUACAUUAUACCCCUGUUAAACAUAAUAUGGAAUCGAUAUUUUCAGAAAAUUCGUUAAUUGACACUUAUGAUCGUGAGUCUAUAUCACGAACUCCUGAACCUGCACGAAUCAUCGAACAAGUGGUUCCUGAACUACCAACAAGUAGAUUACCUGAUAUUGAAUUAAAGGAUACGCGAACGACUCCAAAAUUAUUAGCCACACCAUCCUCAAAGAACGCACUAUCGAAUAUUCCAUUAAACAGCCCCAUGGCAAUUGAUUCAAAACAAACUGGAGAAGCCAAAGGUUUGGCAUUAGACUUGCCAAUGUUUUCUUUUGAAGACAAGGAUUUGUAUUACAGAAAUAAUAAAUCCAGUGGUGGUAAUACCGAUACAGGUAUUCCUAAUCUUAAGGAAUCGUUACAACAAGUCUUCUCUGGGGCUCACGAUGAAAAGAACAAUAGUAAUUAUAAUAAUGGUAAGCCCAAUUUUGCGGAUGAUGAUGAUGAUGAUAAAAUAAUUCAAAUCACAAAGGAUAAUAAUAUUCUUGCUAAUUCUUCACCACAAAGUGCUCAUAAAAAUAAGAAAUUAAACAGAUCAUUUUCAUUAAGAAAUAAUAAAUUUUUCAAUGGGUUUAGAAAUAAAUCUUCAGAAUCUCCAAAGAAUAUUGCAUUAUCUCCAAAUACUAAUAAUAUGCACGGUGCCAUAGAUACCCAUUCAGGUUGGGGUGUAUCGAAUAACAACACUUCGAGAAUAGUCUCUGGAGAAAAACCAAGAAAUUCUUUUAAAGGUAGUAGUGACACGUUAAUCUACCACAGACAUAAAAACGAUACAGAUAUAUAUAACACUUCUAAUGGACCUAUCAGUAUAUCAUCGCCAGUAAAGGUAGAAAUGAGUUCAAGUGCCGGACAUGCUAGAUCACAGAGUACUGCUAGUCAGUCUUCUCAAGUUGCAUCGAAUAUUGCAAUGUUUAGAACUCCACCACUAGAUAACAACGCAAUCUUUAAAAGAGGUGGUACAUUAUCAUCUACAUCAACAGAUCACAAUAGAUCAAAAAGUUAUGAUGCAUCUUCUCAAGCACAACGCACUAUUUCAAAAGAAAUUGCUGAAUCAGCAAAUACAACAUCUACUGAACCUAUCUAUGAAGAUGAUGGUAAUGUAAGUUCUCAAUCACCUCGUGAUAUUGAUUCUAAUAAGAUUGCUGCACAUCAUAGAUCUAUUAGUUGGCAAACGGCAUUACAUUUUCGUCAUAAGAGUAUUAAUGAAAUUGAUGAAAAUAUUGAUCCAACAGAAUUACCGUUACAAUCUCAAACAUCAUUAGCUAAUAAGAGACCAUCAAGUAGAGGUGAAUUGUUAAAUUAUGAAAUUAAACUAAGAAAUUCUAAAUUAGAAUUGAAAAGUAUUGAAAAUUCUAAACAACAAUUAUUAUUAGAGAUCGAAAACUUAGAACAAUAUAAGAAGAAUCUUAUUCAUGAUAUCGAUCAACUUAAAAGGACAAAUAUGGUUGAUGACUCUAAUUUUAUGGAUAAUGUAUUACCUUCGACUAUACGUUCUUCUGGUCAUAGUAGAACCAAUAGUUCAACAAAUAAUGAUAUGAAUGUAUCAAAUAUUUCUACACCAAUAAUGUAUAGUACAUCUUCACCUCAAUCAACUUCAAAACAAAAAUUUUGGAAAAUAUUUGGUAAAGAAUCUAAUGGGAAUCAUCAACGUAAUAAGAAUUCAACACCGUUAAAUUUUUCAAAUUCAAGUGGGAAUUUACAAGAUUCUAUUAAUUCAAAUAAUAGUAAUGAUAUGAAUUUAAAAAAUAAUCAUGCUAUAAGUCCGAAUCAAUCAAAUAUUAGUGGAUUACAAGAAAUUGUUUUAACAGAUCUUUGUCGAUAUGAAAAUACAGCUGUACCACAUCUUAUAACAACAUGUAUUGAUUUUAUUGAGUCAGAUGAUGAAUUAUUACAAGUUGAAGGAAUUUAUAGAAAAUCUGGAUCUCAAAUUCAAAUUGAAACAAUUGAAAAAGAAUUUUAUGGGAUAAAUAAUAAUAUUAAUUACAAAUUUCCAAAUGAUAUUGAUAUUAAUGUUGUUACAAACAUUUUAAAAAGAUUUUUAAGAAAUUUGAAAAAUCCUGUCAUAACAUUUGAAUUAUAUGAUACAUUAAUUAAUUUUGUUAAAGAUAAUAAUAUGAUUCAAAAAUUAUCAUUUAAUGAUAAUCAAUUGAAGAAUCAUGACAUUCAAUUAGUUAAAUUUAUUAAUGGUAGAUUACAAAGUUUAUUAUUUCAACAAAUGCCAAGAGAACAUUUAAACCUUUUACAAAUUUUAAUAACGCAUGUUAAUAAAAUUGCAUAUUGGAAAGAUGAAAAUUUAAUGUCAUUACAUAAUUUAUCAUUAGUUUUCACACCAAGUUUAAUUCAUGAUUUAAAUUUUGAAAGAGAUAUUAUUGAUAUGAAAGAAAGAAAUUAUUUGAUUGAAUAUAUAUUUACUUACAAGAUUAUAGUUUAA
Molecule: messenger RNA, 3441 nt
Organism: Maudiozyma saulgeensis
Lineage: Eukaryota; Fungi; Ascomycota; Saccharomycetes; Saccharomycetales; Saccharomycetaceae
Source: the annotation of a GenBank genome assembly